AUGUCUAACGAUAAACUACCCGUGUAUAUAAUCCCUGAAUUCUCGUCGUCGUCGUCGCCGUCAUCGUCUUUUGGCGGUUUUGAGUUUUUGGCUUCUGUUGCUCUUGCAGCCUUAGAAGAAGACACUGCAUCUUCUGCUGCACACACACGAAGAUAUAUUUGGAGAGAUCGACACUCGGAUCAUGAAAGAUUGAUGAACAUGUACUUUGUGGAUGAGCCGAUGUUUGAGGACGAUGUCUUCCGUACGAGAUAUCGUAUGUCGAGGAGGUUGUUUUUGAAAAUCGUGGAAGAUAUCACUGCAUCAUUUCCAUGGUUUUGCUCUUCGGCGAAUGCGGCGGGUAUUAGAGGGUUCUCGGCAAUUCAAAAGUGCACGUGCGCGCUACGGCAACUAGCGUACGACAACCUCGCCGACAACUAUGAUGAGGGGUUGUCGUUCUCUACUAGAACAACACGUGAGUGUCUAGACAAUUUUUGCAUCGCCAUAAAGUAUCUUUAUGGUGAAGAGUAUUUGCGUUAUCCGACUAGCCACGAUGUUGCGCUUUUAUAUGAGGCGCAUGAAGUCCGAGAUCAUUUUCCUGGCAUGAUUGGUAGCAUCGACUGUACCCACUGGACUUUGCGUGGGCAAUACCACCAGGGUGAUCAUGAACGCCCGACUAUAAUACUUGAGGCCGUUGCUUCCUAUGAUUUAUGGUUUCAACAUGCGUAUUUCGGUGUUUCAGGGUCAAACAAUGACAUCAAUGUUUUGAAGCAAUCGCCAUUGUUUAUUCCCGAAGUGAAUGGAAAGUCUCCCGAGUACGGCUUUACCGUAAACGGGCGCCGUUACAACAGAGGAUACUAUCUAGGGGGUGGUCUUGAUAGGGAAGGUGGUCACCAGAUCUUAGGGAUUGAAAGAUUGGUUAAUGGGUUGGAUAGGAAACUUCAAGAGUCCGCGAAAAAAGACGUUGAGCGAGCAUUCGGGCUUCUGAAGAACAAGUGGGCUAUCAUCGAUCGACCGACACGGAUGAGGGACAAAGAAAAGAUCACUAACGCGAUGUAUGCGUGUGUUUUUUUACAUAACAUGAUCCUCAAGGACGACAGCAACGCGAUAUCACCGGUGUACAUCAUGGAUCCUCCUAACGAUCUUUGUGCUACCGACCCUAAUUUUCUCUAUAACUUACGUAACGAAGAGACGCACGUGGGAGAUCUUCGUGAUAUUAUGGAGCACGUGGGAGAUCUAGAUAUCGAUGUUUAG
Messenger RNA from Erigeron canadensis, 1230 nucleotides. RefSeq lists its product as uncharacterized. The transcript is spliced from 3 exons. The record is from RefSeq and is a predicted model, not a curated record. Bases 1 to 1230 code for a protein of 409 amino acids. Lineage: Eukaryota; Viridiplantae; Streptophyta; Magnoliopsida; Asterales; Asteraceae.